Messenger RNA from Biomphalaria glabrata, 1468 nucleotides. RefSeq lists its product as uncharacterized. NCBI's taxonomy places the organism in Eukaryota, Metazoa, Mollusca, Gastropoda, Planorbidae. The coding region runs from base 470 to 1435 and encodes 321 amino acids. The record is from RefSeq and is a predicted model, not a curated record. The transcript is spliced from 4 exons.
UACCCAAAUGUCUUUAAUGCACUAUUUAUUAGGCUAUUUAUAGUAAAGUAAUAGUUGGUUUUCCCGAUAUUUUGUAAACAGUUGUAAUGAGAUGGGGCAAAAUGUUAGACUUUGAACAAUGUAACGAAACGUAACGUAACGUAAAUAGGUCAACACUGCUGGACUGUGAAAUUUGUAGGUUUUAGCUACUGGGAACUACAUUAGGGUUGGAAACACAUUGAUGAACAUUUACAGACGCUUCUCACAGACCCACUUAAUUUUGAAAUACAAGAGAUAAUGCUUAGCGCCGGGGCUAUGCCUCGGACACCGCUGGGAGAGAUCUGACCCCAAGCUGACAAAGGAAGGUUGUCUACUGUCGUUCCUAUUUUGGGCACAAAAGAAGUGCGCAAAAAUGUAGAGACUGUAUUUAUAAAGAUUGAUUACAUCCAAGUAAAAACAUGCAACUUGUAAUGUCACAAACUUGAACAGAAUGACGAAAAACUACGAAGAAAUCAUACUUGAAGUAUGUGGUGAAGAUGAGUAUAAAGAAAGUUUAGAGGCUUGCAAACACAAACAAUGCCAUGCCAAGUAUGUACCACUCAACAAUUUCGCAUACAACGAUCACCCGUUUCGGCAUGAAAGGAUCACGGAAGUGGCUCGACAUUAUCUGCCCCACGUCUACAACAGAAAGGAUGUGUUCGACAUCGUCCACGUCCUUUACCCGCUUGUGGUCAAGGUGCAGGCCUCUGGAAAGUUAUGUGAGUCCGCCAGCGGGAGAGUGGUACACGUCGAGAAUAGCAGCAUUUCUCAUCGAGUCGGUUCUACCGGGCAAGACGGGGCUGUACUCGUGAUGACAGCUUGGCAUAUUGGUAAAUACUGUCGCAAUAAAGAGAUCCAACUGACCUGCAUUCUAGACUAUAACGACCUCAACAAUGUCGGAAAGACCAUGAAUGUCGUAAACAUAUAUCACUAUGACGAAGAAAGCGAUGUUUGUGUUCUUGAGUGUCAAGCCCCGGAUGCGAACACAGCAGAUGUUUUAACGAAACGAGUCGCUGCUUUUGACAGUCUUUAUUAUAAACUUUACGACCGAAUGAAGCAAAAGAAGAAGACAUUCCACCGGUGGCAAACAUCAGAAUGGACUCUGAGUACUUUGGUAAUCAUUAUUUCGCACCCUCAUGGGGGCCCCAAACUGAUAUCUGUAGGAGAGAGGGUCAAGAGGGAUCCUUUUGGCAAGAAACCUGUCACAAGUGAUCUGCUUUACAACUACACAGCCCACACUUGUUUAGGGUGUAGUGGAGCCCCUGUCUUGGUGUUCGGGGCCCCCACACACAGCGCUGUAUUUAUACACAGGGGAAAAUUAAAGGUUGAUGGUACAAACUGCUCCUCCAAAGCUUGUAGGUUGAAAAAGGACAAACAUGGUUAUUGUUCUUGCAAAGGCUGGACAUCAUACAGUUAAUGCCUUGUAUUAAAAAUCCUGUUUUUAGUUCAA